This is a messenger RNA of Zychaea mexicana, 1442 nucleotides long. RefSeq lists its product as uncharacterized. The transcript has a single exon. Lineage: Eukaryota; Fungi; Mucoromycota; Mucoromycetes; Mucorales; Lichtheimiaceae. The coding region runs from base 197 to 1222 and encodes 341 amino acids. The record is from RefSeq and is a predicted model, not a curated record.
CCCUUUCUUUUUCUUUCUCUUUCUCUCUCUCUCUCUCUUUGUAGUGGUUGCCAUACUUACCUUUUUUUCUCCUCAAAAUAAAGCCAAAAAGCUUCCACCUUUAACCAAGCCCUCCAACUAUUGCUUUUCUUGCUUGAAGAUGAAUGUUGACACUCCACGUCGAAUCAAGUAAGUACUUGUCGGGAAUGACCCCCCAAUGGAGGUGGCAGACUUACUCGAUCUCCUCACAAUCACUUUCAGAAUCAAGACAAAAGGCUCAUUCAAAAAUGGCCUGAAGCGAGAGGGGUUGGCGACGGUGGAUGUCAACCGGUUUCCGCGGCCGCAGCAGCAGCAGCAGCAGGAUGAGGGUCAACAACUGAAACCAUCGACAAAGCAGUGCUCGUCGGAUAAGCUUGAUGCUUAUACAGCUGCUGCAUCGGCCGUAAAGUGCAACUAUUCAUCAGAGGAUCUUGUAACGAUUCGACGGAAUCUAAGUGCCAAUUUGACACUAGCAAAGCGUCGUAUGAUGGUUAAACUGAGCCAGUCGAAAACACCUCAGGACAUGCAAAUGUAUGAGUACCUGACGACGGAGAGUUCAGACCGGAGCAAGAAGCGCAAAAGCAGGAAAAUUAGAAAGAGCAUGAAGACGACGACGACAAAGGCGGCGACAGCGGCAAUGACGGGUGGAAAACUCAAAUAUCACCGUCCUCGUCCACUAUCUUUGUCUUGUCAAGCAGCAGCUACUACAUCAACAGCUCUACAGGAAGCUACGCCGGCUGUAGUGGCGGCAUCGUCCUUCUUGCCAUCAUCACCACAAGCAGCAAUAUUUGCACCUGAAAUAGCAGCAGCGCAGGAGCCACCACCACCGCUGUCGCCGCCAGAACCACUAGCGGAGCCUGCGGUGGCACUGGAUAUACUUUUCGGCGGAUACCAUGAGGAAGCAAUGAUGACAACGGACGAAGAGCCAGGCAGUCUCUGUGACCCGUCGAGCAGUCCACUGAUGCCAGCGUGCGUGAGGGACCCAGGGGAAGAAAAAGAAGAAGGGAUGUGGGAUGUGUCAAAUCAUGCUGCCGGACUUUUGAAUGAUCUCAUGUUGUGCAACGGCAACGAGCAAAUCUCGAGUGUUGUAGGCGUCGGGGAACCAAUCGAUUUUUGGUUGCAAACCACGAUGGCACUAGACCAAGAAAUGUCAGGUAAAAAGAAAAAAGCAAACCCAGCAACAGAACCCUUUUUUUCAUUUUAAUGUACACUGUAGUGUUAUCUUAUUUACCAAUUGCCUUCUGCAAAACCCACACAAUCCUGCUUAGACUUGCUCGAGUUCGACUGAAUGAGCUAUUAUUCAUGAUUCAUGGUCCAUGAGAAUAAUAAUAAUAAUAAUGACAAUAAAAAAAUAAUUUUUUCAUCUCAGUUUGAGGGUAAAAUAGAACGAAAAAGAAAAAAAAUCAGAGGGGACGGUGUUGCAG